AUGCCAGCUGCCGGGUCGGUGCGGCGAGUUCGGAGUCUGCGAGGACAGCCAGUGCGUCGGGUGCCCGACUCCGAACGGGCUGGCGGGUUGGAGCAGAGAUUGCAUGGCGCCGAAGUUGAACGACUGCGGCGGGGGAAGAAGAAGGGCGACUUUAAGUACUUCGAGCUGAAAGGGGUUGAUCACUUUGUGGCCAAGUAUACGAGAGGUGAGCGCCGGUGA
This is a messenger RNA of Linum tenue, 219 nucleotides long. Lineage: Eukaryota; Viridiplantae; Streptophyta; Magnoliopsida; Malpighiales; Linaceae. The record is from the annotation of a GenBank genome assembly.